GGUCGGCAUGGAAAGGGUGACCAUGGUGACCUUGAAGCCCACGUCCAUCUCCAGCAGCUGUGCGGUCCCUGUUGGUCCCCGUGCUCCUUCCACUCUGGCCUCUGGUCACUUCAGUCCCUCCCUUUGCUUGAGCUAAAAAAGUUCCAGCCUCUUCACUGUCCCUUGGGACUUCCGGUGCCUGCCUGCCUCUGGAGUAGCCACGGAAUGUGGGGGAAGGGUUCGUCCCAAGGGAAGGGGCUGCACGGCUCUGGGCCCCUGUGGGUCCUGAAACCUGGCCCUAGUCCGCCACCACCCUUCCCUGGCUCAUUUUCCAGAGGAGCCGUCUGCGCUACGCCCCUCCCUCGACAGCUCCGGGUGAGCUGUGGUAGGAGGAAGACUCCCGCCAGGAGCAGGGUCCGAGAGACGAGCUGGAGGUCGCCCCGUGUGCCAGGAACUAUUUCCUCCUCCUGGAGGCGGCGGGACACUGGGCGUGGCGCGCCACCCUGCGACCAGGUGUGCUCCGGUGAGGCCCAGGGCGGGUCGAGGCUCCGCCCCUGCGCUCUGGGAGCAGUCGAUUGGCUGGAGAGCUGCCCCGCCCCUGGAGAGCGCCCUUGUCAGGGCCCCGCCUCGGGGGCGCGGGGCUGCGGGGGCCGGCCGGGCCCGGGGGCGGGCUCUCGGAGUCACGGCCCGGCCGGCUCGCCCUCUAUGUAAAUAGCGUCGGCUCCGCCGCCCUUGCGCCCCGCCUCUCCCGGCGCCCCGCGCUGGAGGUGAGCAGGAAGGAGGUGGCGGCCGGCAGCCCGUGGGCCAGCGCGAAGGAGCGAGCGAAGCCGGCUGCAGGCGCAGAGACUCCCGAGGCCCUGGUGGGGGCCGGCCCGGGUUUCAGGUCUCCAGUGGGAAGCUACAAACGAAGCAAGAUGAGGCGUUUCCUGAGACCAGGGCACGACCCUGCACGGGAGAGGCUCAAGCGAGACCUGUUCCAAUUUAACAAGACUGUGGAGCAUGGCUUCCCGCACCAGCCCAGUGCCCUGGGCUACAGCCCCUCCCUGCGCAUCCUGGCCAUCGGCACACGCUCUGGAGCCAUCAAGCUCUACGGUGCUCCUGGAGUGGAGUUCAUGGGACUUCAUCGGGAGAACAACGCUGUGGUACAGAUCCACUUCCUGCCUGGCCAGUGCAAGCUGGUCACCCUGCUGGAUGACAACAGUCUGCAUUUGUGGAGCCUGAAGGUCAAGGGCGGAGUGUCAGAGCUGCAGGAGGAUGAGAGCUUCACUCUGCGUGGCCCCCCAGGGGCUGCCCCCAGUGCCACGCAGAUCACUGUGGUCCUGCCUCACUCCUCCCAAGAGCUCCUCUACCUGGGCACCGAGAGCGGCAACGUGUUCGUGGUACAGCUGCCCAGCUUCCGCGUGCUGGAGGACCGGACCAUCAGCUCAGAGGCUGUGCUGCAGUGGCUGCCCGAGGAGGCCUGCCAGCGGCGAGUGUUUGAGAUGGUAGAGGCUCUGCAGGAACACCCUCAAGACCCCGGCCAGAUCCUGAUCGGCUACAGUCGGGGCCUGGUCAUCAUCUGGGACCUGCAGGGCAGCCGUGUGCUCUGCCAUUUCCUCAGCAGCCAGCAACUGGAGAAUGUCAGCUGGCAGCGGGAUGGCCACCUGAUUGUCACUUGCCACUCCGAUGGCAGUCACUGCCAGUGGCCUGUAUCCAGUGACACCCAGCAGCCAGAGCCCCUGCACAGCUCCAUGCCUUAUGGCCCAUUUCCUUGCAAAGCUAUUACCAAAAUCUUCUGGCUGACCACUAAACAAGGGUUGCCCUUCACCAUCUUCCAGGGUGGCAUGCCGCGGGCCAGCUACGGGGACCGCCAUUGCAUCUCCGUAUUCCACGACAGCCAGCAGACGGCCUUCGACUUCACUUCCCGAGUCAUUGACUUCACUGUGCUUGCUGAGGCGGACCCUGCGGCAGCUUUUGAUGACCCCUACGCCCUCGUGGUGCUGGCUGAGGAGGAGAUAGUGGUUAUUGACCUGCAGACACCAGGCUGGCCCCCAGUGCAGCCACCCUACCUGGCCUCCCUGCACUGCUCGGCCAUCACCUGCUCCCACCAUGUGUCCAACAUCCCCCUGAAGCUGUGGGAACGCAUCAUUGCCGCCGGCAGCCGGCAGAAUGUACACUUCUCCACAAUGAAGUGGCCCAUUGAUGGUGGCACCAGCCUGGCCCCAUCCCCACCCCAGAGGGACCUGCUGCUUACAGGGCAUGAGGACGGGACGGUACGGUUUUGGGAUGCCUCCGGUGUCUGCUUGCGGCUGUUGUACAGACUCAGCACAGUGCGGGUGUUCCUCACUGACACGGAUGCCAGCGAGAGCCUCAGCGCCCAGGGUGAGGAGGAGUGGCCCCCCCUGCGCAAGGUGGGCUCCUUUGACCCCUACAGUGACGAUCCCCGACUGGGCAUCCAGAAGAUCUUCUUGUGCAAGUACAGUGGCUACCUGGCUGUGGCAGGCACAGCAGGACAGGUGCUGUUGUUGGAGCUGAAUGACGAGGCAGCAGAGCACGCUGUGAAGCAGGUGGAGGCCGACCUGCUGCAGGACCAGGAGGGUUACCGCUGGAAAGGGCAUGAGCGCCUGGCAGCCCGCUUGGGGCCUGUGCGCUUUGAGCCUGGCUUCCAGCCCUUUGUGUUGGUGCAGUGCCAGCCCCCAGCUGUGGUUACCUCCUUGGCUCUGCACUCUGAGUGGAGGCUUGUGGCCUUUGGCACUAGCCAUGGCUUCGGGCUCUUUGAUUACCAGCAGAGGCGGCAGGUCUUUGUUAAGUGCACACUGCACCCCAGUGACCAGCUAGCCUUAGAGGGCCCGCUGUCCCGCGUGAAGUCCCUCAAGAAGUCCCUGCGUCAGUCCUUCCGCCGGAUGCGCCGCAGCAGAGUGUCUAGCCGGAAACGCCCGCCAGGUGGUACCCCAGGAGAGAUGCAGACAGCAGGCACAAAGGCAGAGCAGACAGGCCUGCAGAACAUGGAGCUGGCGCCCGUACAGCGCAAAAUUGAGGCCCGCUCAGCUGAGGACUCCUUCACAGGCUUUGUUCGGACACUCUACUUCGCUGAUACCUUCCUGAGGGACAGCUCCCACCACUGCCCCUCACUGUGGGCUGGCACCAAUGGCGGCACUGUCUAUGCCUUCUCCUUGCGUGUGCCCCCUGCCGAGCGAAGAAUGGAUGAGACGGUAUGGGCAGAGCAGGCCAAGGAGAUUCAGCUGAUGCACAGAGCACCUGUGGUGGGCAUCCUGGUGCUUGAUGGAUGCAGCAUACCCCUUCCUGAGCCCCUGGAAGUGGCCCAUGACCUGUCAAAGAGCCCAGACAUGCAGGGAAGCCACCAGCUGCUUGUGGUGUCAGAGGAGCAAUUCAAGGUGUUCACCCUGCCCAAGGUGAGUGCCAAGCUGAAGCUGAAGCUGACAGCCUUGGAGGGAUCACGUGUGCGGCGGGUUGGUGUGGCCCACUUUGGCAGCUGUCAGGCCGAAGAUUAUGGGGAACACCACCUGGCGGUUCUCACCAACCUGGGCGACAUCCAGGUGGUCUCACUGCCCCUACUGAAGCCCCAGGUUCGAUAUAGCUGCAUUCGCCGAGAGGACGUCAGUGGCAUUGCAUCCUGUGUCUUCACCAAAUAUGGCCAAGGUUUCUACCUGAUCUCACCCUCAGAGUUUGAGCGCUUUUCUCUUUCCACCAAGUGGCUGGUAGAGCCACGAUGUCUGGUGGAUUCAGCCAAAAUCAGGAACCACAGUCACCCUAAUAAUGGCGACAGUAUUGGCCCUGAGAAGAUUGUGGGCAGGGCCAGAAACUCGGGGAGCCAGCAUGAUGGAGAAGGGAAGAAGCCUGGCCCCGUGAUGGAGCAUGCACUGCUCAGUGAUGAGCGAGUCCUGAAGGAGAUCCAGAGCACACUGGAGGGAGACCGAGGCAGCGGCUAUGGCAACUGGCGUUCUCACCAGGUAGCUGUGGGAUACAGCCUCAGCAAUGGGGGAGGUUUCUUUCUCUUCCUCCUCCUCUUCUUUUUAUCCUUGAACAAAAUGGAUUUAGAAAAAAAAAAGUGCUGGUGAUACACAGGCACCAUGAAUCUCAAGACUAUUGUGGACCCAGAGUUCAGGGGCCAGAGGUAUUUUGUAGUUACUACAGUGAUCUGGCUGAUCAGCAUGAACAAGAUUUUCUUUUCUUUUUUUAAGGGAAUAAAACAGAAUAAAAUGAAACAAAACAGCAAGAACCCAGUGUUGUGGCCCACCCCAACCUCAUGCAGUCAUGGGGAUGGCUGAACCUAGCGUUUGUGGUUGGUUUGUUGUAUAGCAUUGAGAUUGGUGGUGUGAGUGCUGCACCCAGCAUACAACCUAAGGCAGGAGUGUAGGCACACUUUUCUCCCUUGUUGCUUUUGCUUUUGCUGCUUGCAGCCACCAUGAACAGUUGCUCCUCAGCCAUGUCACCCUGCCUUGGAGCCAACUGAGCAUGGACUGAAACCUCAAAAACUGUAAGCUAAAUAAACCCCUUCUCUAA
Messenger RNA from Cavia porcellus (domestic guinea pig), 4482 nucleotides. RefSeq names its product LLGL scribble cell polarity complex component 2 (gene Llgl2). Bases 894 to 4037 code for a protein of 1047 amino acids. Gene Ontology annotation, biological process: regulation of Notch signaling pathway; establishment of spindle orientation; regulation of establishment or maintenance of cell polarity. Lineage: Eukaryota; Metazoa; Chordata; Mammalia; Rodentia; Caviidae. The transcript is spliced from 26 exons. The record is from RefSeq and is a predicted model, not a curated record. Gene Ontology annotation, cellular component: plasma membrane; cortical actin cytoskeleton; cytoplasm. Gene Ontology annotation, molecular function: GTPase activator activity; myosin II binding.